Messenger RNA from Betta splendens (Siamese fighting fish), 1009 nucleotides. It is a transcript of the gene c6h15orf61, whose product is annotated as chromosome 6 C15orf61 homolog. The transcript is spliced from 2 exons. Lineage: Eukaryota; Metazoa; Chordata; Actinopteri; Anabantiformes; Osphronemidae. The record is from RefSeq and is a predicted model, not a curated record. The coding region runs from base 283 to 753 and encodes 156 amino acids.
GCGUUGCGCCGCUUUUCCAACCGGACGACUUUAGCAGGAGCACCAGGUCAGUGCAGAACACACUGUGAUGAAUAUCCGCACACAAUUAGAGUAAAGCUGCUUCUUCUCCAGUGUCAUUGUUCUAAAUGUGUGUGUAGCGUUGUGUGUGGGUGGAUUCUGCCUUUCGCGCUGCCGUUAAACUGAUUUCUUGAGAUGCGUUGCGUUCACGGCCGAUCAGAGAGUGUGAAGUCCUGCUGCUAAAAUACGUAGCGCGGCGGAGGGAGCUCGCUCUGCGCUGUGGACAUGAAGGAGCUCCUGAGAAAGGCCCACGGCGUCUUCUUGAAGCUCGCUCUGUUUCCCAGCACGCUGGGCAGGAGCGGCACCAGACCCGCUGCGUCUGAGGUGCUCACGUGCCACCUGCUGCAGCGCCACCUCCCCCCGUGGACCUCCUUCUGUGUCCGCUACAGCUCCGUCCUCAACGACCAGUUUGGCCAGUCACACUUUAACUGGGCGGUCCAAGGCUGCAACUAUCACAUACUAAGAACCGGCUGCUUCCCCUUCAUUAAAUAUCACUGUUCCAAAGCACCUCCCCAGAACCUGGACUUUGAAGACAAAUUUUUCACAAUGUUAAAAGUGAUAAAUCUAGGCAUUCCUUGUUUAGCUUAUGGCAUUGGAUGCUGGAUGGUGGUGGGAGCUGCAGAAACAGUGCACACUAGUGUUGGACCUGUCACAGUGUAUUUUGCCUACAAGGAAGAAGAAGGUGCACAGUUUUAAAGACACAAGGAGAGUGUUGCGUGUACAGCUGCUGUAUUUACAACAUGUGACACCGCUGCUGUUCUGUGCCACUCAGGCUUCCAUUGUGUGACUGCAUGGGUUCAUUUGUAUUUAACUAUUAAAUAUUUAAAGUUGCAGUGAAGGAGACGCUUGUGUUUUACAGGGACACAGACUAUUUACACACCAACCAGCUUUCAAUAAAUAUGCUGGAAACUUAGGAUUUCUCACAGAAUAAACCUUGACUUCUGAACCUUAA